Brassica oleracea var. oleracea is the source of this 743-nucleotide messenger RNA. RefSeq names its product dirigent protein 20-like. The transcript has a single exon. Bases 67 to 636 code for a protein of 189 amino acids. Lineage: Eukaryota; Viridiplantae; Streptophyta; Magnoliopsida; Brassicales; Brassicaceae. The record is from RefSeq and is a predicted model, not a curated record.
AUAAAUAACGUCACACACCUUCUUGUUCAAUACAAACCAUCCAUUAUAAAAAAAAAAAAACACAACAUGACUAAGCUCAUUUUAUUCCUCGCCGUGCAAAUCUUCCUCCUCAUCGCCGUUUCUUCCGCCGGAGAUGACGGUGAACACUUUGCAAGAACCAUAGACCGUAAACUUCUCGGUCUCCACAAGAAAGAGAAACUAACACAUUUCAAAGUGUAUUGGCACGACAUCUUAAGCGGUCCAAACCCAAGCUCCAUCAGAAUCCAGCCACCGGUUGCAAACUCCACUACCUACUUUGGAGGAAUCACUAUGAUCGACAACGCCUUGACGUCCAAAGUUGAGAUGAACUCAACGUUAAUAGGCCAGGCACAAGGGUUUUACGCCGGUGCGGCUCAAAAGGAGUUGGGUUUUUUCAUGGCGAUGAACUUUGCUUUCAAGACAGGGAAGUAUAAUGGAAGUACCAUCACGAUUCUUGGUCGGAACAGGGCGAUGUCCGAGGUGAGAGAGAUGCCGAUCAUCGGAGGAAGUGGGCUUUUCCGGUUUGCUAGAGGCUACGUUGAGGCUCGAACAAAAUGGCUUAAUUUUCAGAAUGGUGAUGCUACUGUUGAGUACAGUUGUUAUGUUUUGCAUUAUUGAUGCUAAUCAUGUCUUUGUCCUAUUUUAUCGUAUUUAAUUUGAUGACGUAAUAGUUAUGGUUUUCUUGUUGCAUUUGGCUUAUGGUUUGUGAUAGAUUUGUUGGAUUA